AUGGUCCAAUACAGCAUUAGAAGCACAGACAACACCACCAAGGGCCGCCUAGCUCUAGUGACAGGGGCGAGUGGUGGCAUAGGCUCAUCCGUUGCCCAUGCUCUCGCCGCAGAGGGCUGCGAUGUCGCAUUACACUAUUCGUCAAGCCAGGCGAAGGCGGAUGCUCUAGCUCAAGAGCUGCGCGAUAAGUAUCCAUCGCAGCUCUUCGUCCCCUUCCAGGCCGACCUCUCCUCCAGAGAAUCGACCCGGAACCUGGUGCCCAGCAUCUUCGCCAACGGCGAGGUCGCGCAGAAGCACAAGGCCGUCUCGGUGCUCGUCGCCAAUGCCGGCCUUGGUCGCCGGAUCCGCGACCCGGCGGACAUUGGCGAGGACGACUGGGACGAGAUGAUGGAGGUCAACGCCCGCAGCCAGUUCGUCGUGACAAAGGCCUGCCUGCCCGGCAUGCGCGCUCAGGGGUGGGGCCGUGUCGUUCUCGUGGGCAGCAUUGCGAGCCGCGGUGGGGGAAUCAACGGGUGUCACUACGCCGCUACCAAGGGUGCUCUCUGGUGA
Colletotrichum fioriniae is the source of this 549-nucleotide messenger RNA. RefSeq lists its product as uncharacterized. Gene Ontology annotation, molecular function: oxidoreductase activity, acting on the CH-OH group of donors, NAD or NADP as acceptor. The record is from RefSeq and is a predicted model, not a curated record. NCBI's taxonomy places the organism in Eukaryota, Fungi, Ascomycota, Sordariomycetes, Glomerellales, Glomerellaceae.